This is a messenger RNA of Panonychus citri (citrus red mite), 4433 nucleotides long. Its product is annotated as regulator of nonsense transcripts 2-like. Gene Ontology annotation, cellular component: exon-exon junction complex; cytoplasm. Lineage: Eukaryota; Metazoa; Arthropoda; Arachnida; Trombidiformes; Tetranychidae. Gene Ontology annotation, biological process: nuclear-transcribed mRNA catabolic process, nonsense-mediated decay. Gene Ontology annotation, molecular function: protein binding; RNA binding. The record is from RefSeq and is a predicted model, not a curated record.
CUUUGGUUUUAAUUGUAACAAUUAGUAAACUGUAGAUUAAUUUGCUUUAUUUCUAUUUGCUAUUUUUGUACUUAUUGUUUUGUCGUUUAUAACUGGCAUCAUUAUAAAGAAGUGUUAAUCUGUAAUUGCUAUUGUCUGACUGGUCAUUUAAAAAGCUUUCUUUUCAUUUGAUGUUUCAUCUGGUUUGAGUUUUUCUGUUCAUCUUUGUGAUUGCCUUCAUGAUUGAUUGAUUGUUUUUUUUGUUUAUAAAAGUUAAUCAUUAUUACUGUGAUUGGUUUGAAUUUAAAUUUGGAAUCAUGGUUACUAAUAUUGAAGAUUCUGUGGUACCGGAAGAACAACCUGAUGAUUCGGUGGAAAAGGAAUCUCUAAUCGAAUAUAUUAAAGAGUGUGAAGAGAAAUUCCGAGUAAAAUCUGAAUUGAGAAGUUCAAAUGAAUGUUCAGAUUAUACUGAUACAGAAGAAAUCCUUCAGGGAUUAGAUUGUGGUGUAAAGAAAAACUGUUCAUUUGUUAAAAAGCUACGAAAUAUGACCGAAGGUCAAAAGGAAAGUCUAAUUAAAGACAUGUUAUCAUUAAACUUAUCCAAAUACAUUUCUGAAGUUGCUGGAGCUCUGGUUGAAGCCAAAUUGAAAAUGUCCGACAUCCCGAUGGCCAUUAAAAUAUGUUCACUUCUCCACCAACGAUAUCCCGAUUUCUCCUCUCAACUUCUCGACUCUUGGAACAAAAGUUUACCCAAGAAACCAAGUGACUUGGCCAAUCUAAAUCUCUCCAAGAUGAGAAUCGACAUUCGCUUCUUUGCCGAACUAAUCACUUCGGGUAUAUUCACCCUUAAAGAAGGUCUUCCCAUCCUUGGUAAUCUAUUGACCCUUUUGGUCACUAGUGACAAAGACAAUCACAACAAUAUCAACAUCAUAUUAACAUUUUGCCGUCACUGUGGUGAUGAUUAUGCUGGACUAACACCCAGAAAGAUGAGGCUAUUGUCCGAUAAAUAUGAUUUACCUUUGAUCAAAAGUGACUUUUUACCGUGUGACCGUCAAAGGGGACUGAGGAAUCUUCUUAAAGAUUAUUACAAGACUUUGGCUGUUCACAUUGUUCGUGAUCAUAAAUCGCUUCAAUCGCUGGAGAGACAAAAUCGACGGACCUUGAUAUCUAAAGGUGAAUUAAGUGAUAAACGUAAAGAGAAAUUUGAACAAGCUCAAAUUGCUUUUCAAAAACUAUUAUCAGCCAGUCAACAAUUAGCUGAUAUUCUGGAUGAAGAUUUACCCGAAUUACCUCCAGACUCUCCUGAUUCACUUGAUGACAUGGACGAGAGUAUCAUCAAUUUAGACACUACAAACAGAUUUAAAACUAGUCAAGAGUUAGAUCCUAGUGCUAUAUGGGAAGAUGAGGACACACGAAGCUUUUAUGAGGAUAUUCCUGACCUCAAAUCGUUGGUUCCGUCAAUUUUAUACAAAGAUAGUGCAAAGGACGGGAUAAAGGACAGGAAAGAUGCUCCUGUUCAGGAUAAAGUCGCCAAAGAUGAUGAAGGGAGAGUUGAAGAUUCAUCAAAUCCUGUUGUUGGUCUAAUGGAAACUGUUCUAGAAGAAAAUGAAGAAGAAAAUUUAAUUAUGGAUUCGGAAGAUGAAACUGUAUCUAAUUUCAACGAAGAGGAAGUAAACGGAGGCUUAACCGAUGAAGAUUCCAGUAAAGAUACUGGUCAAAGUGAGAAAGAUGAGAAGCAAAGUGAAGAGAUAAAAUUAACCCAACCAACUCCAGCCAAUAAAGUUGUUCUAGAGGCUUUUCUCACAUCCCUUCUCAGCUGUGUAAAUCGAGACAUGAUUGACAAAGCAGCUCUUAAUUUCUGCACAAACCUGAAUACUAAAUAUACUAGAAAAAAGUUGAUCCGAGCUCUUUUCACUGUUCCUAGAACUCGUCUCGAUCUAUUACCGUUCUAUUCUCGUCUUAUCGCUACUUUAUCUCCUGUAAUGCCUCAUGUAGCGACUGAUUUAGUUCAACUUCUCAAGCAAGAUUUCAAAUUCCAUAUACGGAAAAAGGAUCAAAUUAACAUCGAGAGUAGUAAAAAUGUCCGAUUCAUUGGAGAAUUGGUUAAGUUUAAAAUGUUUCCAAAAUCAGAAGCUCUAAUCUGCUUGAGACUUCUUUUGAAUGAUUUUGUUCACCAUCAUAUCGAAAUGGCUUGUAACCUGUUGGAAACCUGUGGUCGAUAUUUAUUCCGAUCUCUUGACUCUCAUCACCGAUGUAAAUUACUCUUGGAGCAAAUGAUGAGGAAGAAAAGUUUACUACCAUAUGAUUCUCGUUACAUAACAACGAUAGAGAAUGCAUAUUACUUUGCCAAUCCUCCUGAAACCCAAACGAUUUCUCGUUACGAAAGGCCCCCGAUGCAUGAAUAUAUUCGUAAAUUGUUAUAUAAGGAUCUGUGUCGAACAAGUAUGGACAAAGUAUUGAUUUUAAUUCGUAAAUUAGAUUGGGAUAACCCCGAGGUUGCCAGUUAUGUGAUCAAAUGUUUCAUCUCCGUUUGGAAUGUCCGGUUCUAUAAUAUCCGGUGUGUUGCUAAUCUUCUCGCUGCUCUCGUACCUUAUCAAGAUUGGGUGAUACCUCAAGUGAUUGAUGGAGUGUUGGAAGACAUUCGUCUUAUGAUGGAAAUUAACCACCCAAAGUAUAACCAAAGAAGAAUCUCCAUAAUGAGAUUUGUUGGUGAAAUGUACAAUUACCGAUUGAUCGAGUCUGCUGUUGUCUUCAAAAUUCUUUAUACUUUGGUCACUUAUGGUGUUUACUACAAUACUCCUGAAGUUUUCUCCGAUAUUGAUCCACCAGACAAUUUAUCUCGAAUCAGAUUAAUCUGUCAAGUAUUGGAAACUUGCGGACAAUAUUUCAACUCUGGCAGCUCGAAGAAGAAACUUGAUUGUUUCAUAAUUGUUUUCCAAAAAUACUAUUGGCUUAAAAAAUCUCAAGAAUUUUACAGUGAUGAGUAUCCUUUUCCAGUUAAUGUCGAAAUACUUUUCAAAGAUACUAUUCAUGCUCUUCGUCCUAAGUUCAAGUGCGCCGAAACCUUGGAAGAUGCAAACAAUGAAGUGGAGAAAAUCUUCAACGAACUGAGACCCAAACUAUGUGAACUGUUUCCCUCAUUGGAAGCUGAUUCAAAACCGACUGAAUACUUGAGUGGAGAAGAGGAUGAUAAAAGAUUGAAUUCAAUAGUGGAAGUUGAUGAAGAUCUAGAUUCAGAAUGUAAUCUCCCUGAUAUGGAUGAAAGUGAUGACGAUAACAAUUCUGAUAAUGAGCCUGAUCGAGGCUCCGGUGAUCAAGGAAUUAAAAAUCGAAGCAGCAAUUUAACUGGUACAGAUGAAGGUAGUGAUACGGAAGGAGAAAGAGAAAGGUCAGUGAUGGAUGAACGAUCAAUGCCACCAAAACUUGUUGAAUGUGAAGAAGACGAUUUGUUCCGAAAGGAGUUUGAUCGAAUAAUGUCUGAAUCAUUAAUUUCGCGAGGACAAGAAGCAGUCAGAGGAACAUUAAACGACAUUGUAAUCCCGAUGAAUAAACUUGUCGCUGCCAAGAAAUCCGUUGCCUUUUCAGGUCUUGGAACAAUCGUUUCAUCAAAGAUGGACGACGAGGGAACAUCUGAUAAAUUUGGAAAUCCUGAAACAGGAACAUUAAAUCUAAUGGUUAUGACUCGAGCCAAAGGAAACAAACCACUUUUAAAACCAGUUCAAGUUCCUAUUGACUCUGAUUUAGCUUUGAGCUUGAAACAAAAAGAGGAAGCGGAAAGAGCAGAGAAACAACAAGUGAAAAAGUUGACACUUCAUAUUACCGAGAGACGAGAAAUGGAGGAGACAAUGACAGACAAAAGUAACCCCAUGCUCGUAAUCAAUUUCAAUCGGGACUCUAGAAGGAAAUAUCAACACCCCAAAGGUGCACCCGAUAUCGAUCUCAUUUUUGGUAACAAAUGAGUCGACGGAAAACUGAAAGAAUUAGUUGAUUCUGAUAAAUUUCCUUAAGAAAAUGAAGCAACAAAAUUUAUCGGCGAUCACUAAUUCAUUGGUAAUUUUACUCGAUAAACUGAUAAUGAUCCUGGUGAAUAAGUUAAUUCAUUAUCAACUAAACGCUGAAUCUGGAUGGAAAAAUGAAACAACCAAAUUUAAUAAACUCAAUUAUCAGCCAAACUCUCGGGCCAUCAAUCAACUUGGUUGUAAUCACCGUCGGUGUAAUUGCAAACAAUUAGAAUGGAUAAUUUUUCUUAGCAAAUCUUGGCUUCGUAAAUCAUAACCAAUUUAACAAACAAUUGGUCAAAUGGUUAACAAUUUGCGGAAGCAAAAAAUUAACAGCAAAAGAAUCAUUGAAACAAAAAUUCAUUUAUUUGUUCAAUAAUGAUAACAGACCUAAAUAAAUUAUCUCUUUUAGAUUUAAUUUAAAACCAAUAAUAAACAUAACAAUUAACGCUAUCA